CGUCUCAAUCAUUUCUGGCUAUGGUCAUCAAUAAUAUACCAUGAUAAAUCCAGCUAACACAGCUGAAUGUCCAGAUCCACAUGUAAACAGACCUAAAUAUCUCAAACAGGAUGACCGAUUUGAAAGUUAUUUACAAAUUGCAUAGUUCAUGUUGACAUAUCUCAAAAGUGAGUAGUUUCUCAGAUGUUCAACUGUGGUGUCAACAGGGUUUCUGUUGAAAACAAUUAAUGAAGGUUAUAAUUGUGAUCCCUCUAAAAAGUAUCAGCCACCAAAAACAUGAGUAGUUAGAAACUUCUCUCACUGAUCUGCAGACUUCACUAUACAGAUCAGAAUAAGUGCUAGAUGGCUGGGUGGUUUGUAAUGGAAACCUUGUGAACACUACAGUUGGAUAGUUGGAAAGCUACUCUGUUCUGAAAAGUGUCGACGUGGACGGUGCGGCUGAUAAAUAAUUAACAAGUUUUUAAUUGAUGCUUUGAAUGAACAUCGUUCAAAUUUACUUGAUUUUCACUGAAUACAAAGUGAAUAUGUUGGAUAGAAAAAUACCAACCACAGAUACUGAAAGCUCAUUGUAAACAGUCACAGUGAUAUUAAAAAGGUUAUUGAUCAAUAUACUUUCGCUAUUAGUGUAACACUACUGCUAUACUGCAAUCAACUAUGAAUAAUUAUUUUGUAUAUGUCCAAUCUACUGUCAGCAAAGUAAUUAAAUAUUGAAACUUCUGUAAGGGAUAUGUAUACCAUAGACCCUAACUGUUUGCAAAUAUUUUAACAGUGGAAUAAUCCCGGAAAUUGACCUCACAUUAGAUUUAUUUUUCAACCACAUUUCUAUAAAGAUUUUUGCACAAGUUGUCUUUUUCUACCGACUAGCCCCUAAGAAUGUUUUAAACUGAUGUUAUGCACAGCUGGCAAUAACAUGGGAGUUUCAAACUUACGGCUGUUGUCAUAUGACCAACCAUUCUCUUAGCUGAGUGAUGAUAAUCUUAAAAAAGAUUUGUAGCCCAGGAUGAGGAUUAUAAUUAUUUGGUAUUCUCCCACCUCUGAGGUUUGUUUUUGAGCGUUUCGUCACCAUGCUUGGUGGUUUCGUCAAUAUUUUCUUCGUAUAGAAUAAGUGUAAACAUUCUCAUCUACUCUGUCUUGUUGUUAUCCUAGUACACACUCCUCUAUGUGAACUAGAUUAUGGACCGUGUUGAAGUCGCAGACUAAGUACCACAAACGAGUUAGGUAAAGGAGAUACUUAAAAAAGGUUUCGUCUAGAACCUGUUUUAAUCCAUAGCACUAUCAGUCAGUCUAUAAUAAUCUUCUUACAAUGCGAAUACAAUAAGUAAAGAGAAGAUGGUCCCAGUAUUUAGAGUCAGUGAGAUUUCGUCGAAGUAGAUAAUAAAAUGAAAGAUAACCCUGGAGAAGAUUAAUUGUUUGUAAAAUGAUUUCCUAGAUUACUGCUGACUAGGCUUCAUGUAAAUGGAAGGUUCCGGGCGUCAGACUGAGUCUCAGCAUACUCAGUACUGCAUAUUCUGAGGUAAAUCCUAGAUGACACUGCUUAUCUGUACCUAAACAUUGAAGUCAUACUGAGACUUAGUUAAUUCUUAAGACUUCAGCUCAGUUGGUGGAGGACCAAAAUGGUGACCUUAAGAGCACUUGUUGGAGUCUUGUCAUGAUCCAAGUUCUUUUCUACCUCCAUGCAUUAUCCAUGUAACUGGAAAAAUGGUAAUGUGGUCCAGCCUUACACAGCCACUGAGUUAUCGAAGUUUAAGGAGUUCUGUGUAGCGCUAAUGAUGAAUCUAGGCAAAUAAUUCGAUCGUUUUUUUAGUGGUAGGAGAAAUUUCCAAACUUAUGCCACAGAUUAUUACUUUGGUACGAUUAUGGGCAGUGAAUUGAGCGCAAAACGUAAUCUGGUAGAUGAUGCUAUACCACGGUGUGUGCAUGUGUAUGUGAUAUCAAAUAUACUAUUCGAAUAUGAAAUUGUAAUCUACUAUAGUGCUCAAGUUUUAUUCUUUCAUUAGGGAUUUAAUUUAGCUGCAAAACAUUUCAUUCUUCUGUACUGAACUUAGCCCAAUAGGUUCAUAGGGAAGGAAGACAGAAAGAAGUAAGAGACAAGAAAGGCAGUUGGCCUGGACCAGAAAAGUAUGUGAAGACUAGUGAUGACGAAAAGUCUCAUAUAUUUUACCUUUCUGUCUAGAUUAUAUGGAACUAACAUGCUUGAUAUAUAUCACUGCAGCAACAAUGCUAACUCAUAAGCAUCUCUUUAAAAUUGUCUUACUGACAAAAUGGAUAACUUUCCUCCAUAUUUUGAACUGUCUACCUGAACGUAUACAUAUCCUCCUGAUUAUUGUUUUUACACGAAUUCAAACCCUUGAACUAAAGGGGAAUUGGUUUAGUGUAGAAUGAAUAAUUCUUAUUUUGUUUAGACUAGAGUUUCAUUACUUCAUUAGAAGUUGGUGAGCGCCAAGUGCUGCAAAUGACUUUCCAGUUAUUCGUAUAGGUCAGCAGUUUAUUGCAUGCAGCUUUUACAGUUGGAUUCUUGAUCAGAUCGCUUGUGAGGUUGAUCCAUGAAAAGAUGAACAACUUGCUUGUGUUUAGGUCACUGGUAUCUAAUCUAUUUUUACUGGUGUAUGCUAAUGUCAUCAGUGACGGACUCCGCUGUCUAUAAUCUGAGUAUAUCGAACUAUGAGAAUGACCUUUUCCAUAAAUUUCACUUACUCCUAUUUAUUCACAACUGAAAUAUUUCUUGCACAGUUGAAAAUGUAAUGAUAAAAACUAAAAUUGGGAUAUCCUUAUACGGAAAAUGCUGAUAAUAGUAAUCAUGAUGAAAAUAAGGAACAUAAAAACGGUAGUAAUAGCAAUAAUACAAAGAAUAAAAUAAUCCAAACAAUAAGCAGAUGUUUAUAACACAUUAAUUCAGGGUAACUGACAGAUGAGAAACUGAAAAUUCAAUCAUUUCAUGAAUGUAAAAUCUGUACACAGGGUGAGUUAAUUCAUUUGGUUGAACUUAUCAACAAUAAAAAUAAUAAUAAUAGCACAGUAGGACAAAAUGAACAAUGCCUUCGAUACUACUACUACUACUACUACUACUACUACUACUACUACUACUACUACUACUACUACUACUACUACUACUACUACUACUACUACUACUACUACUACUACUACUACUACUAUUACUACUACUACUACUACUACUACUACUACUACUACUACUACUAUUACUACUACUACUAUUACUACUACUACUACUACUACCAUUACUACUACUACUAUUACUACUACUACUACUACUACUACUACUACUACUACUACUACUACUACUACUACUACUACUACUACUACUACUACUACUGCUACUACCACUAUUACUCACUUAUUAUUACCAUUACUAUAA
This is a messenger RNA of Heterobilharzia americana, 3373 nucleotides long. Lineage: Eukaryota; Metazoa; Platyhelminthes; Trematoda; Strigeidida; Schistosomatidae. The record is from the annotation of a GenBank genome assembly.